Molecule: messenger RNA, 498 nt
Organism: Vicia faba (fava bean)
Lineage: Eukaryota; Viridiplantae; Streptophyta; Magnoliopsida; Fabales; Fabaceae
Source: the annotation of a GenBank genome assembly
AUGAACGGAAUCGGCGCCGCCGGUCUUCUCGUCCUCGCGUUGCCGUCUCAUUCUCUCUUCUCCUCAUCACCGGCGCGGCCUCUUCUCUUCGCUUACGGCGGCGGAAGCUCACAGUCUCCCAUCUCUUCUCUCGGAUUUGACGCAGACGCAGCGGCGCUAUCUCCAUAUACUCUUCUUCUCCGAUCAACAAAAUAUAGUGUCGCUGCGAACACCACCUUCUCAUGGAGAAAGUGUUUGAAGAGGAUGAGAUUUACCAAUUGGAGAUCGAUCUGGCGCGUCUACGACAGCGAUAACAGAAAAUCAAUGUCUCGGCAUGGAUUGAAGUGCAUCAGUGAUGGUUUGUUUUUCCUUUUCUUGCUUUGGAUACUUGAAUUGGUUGUUUCCCUUUUGGAUUGUUUAUUGGACUGGAGUGAUUUAACCGCGAAAUCUCGGUUGUUGCAGGUUUGGUUCAUAUCAGGGCUAUUGGGAAGCAAAGGCAAAAGGAAAACACCAAGAUGA